Messenger RNA from Quercus robur (English oak), 2316 nucleotides. RefSeq lists its product as uncharacterized. Lineage: Eukaryota; Viridiplantae; Streptophyta; Magnoliopsida; Fagales; Fagaceae. Gene Ontology annotation, molecular function: mRNA binding; protein binding. The coding region runs from base 140 to 1924 and encodes 594 amino acids. The transcript is spliced from 2 exons. The record is from RefSeq and is a predicted model, not a curated record. Gene Ontology annotation, cellular component: catalytic step 2 spliceosome. Gene Ontology annotation, biological process: mRNA splicing, via spliceosome.
AUCAAAAUGAACUUACUAUAAUGUUGCUUAUGUUUUUGCAUCAGGAUAUUGGUAUCGAUUCUCACCACCACAUUGGAAAUAUUAAUUUUUUUUUGGCUGAUUCAAUCUCAAAGUUCUCGAUCCACAUUAAUUUCUCUCAAUGGAUCUCCUCCAAAUCUACAAAGACCGAAAUGAUGAUGAAAUAGACAAACUAGAGGACCAAUUCCAAGACCCUAAUUCCACUGCAUCAUCCCCUGAGGCCUCCCCACCACGCCUUCUUCCCGCCAAGUUUGCAGCUCCAAAGGUCGAUGAAACCAUGUUGGCCCCCAUGGUGGCUCAAGCCUACCAAGCACAGUUGAGGCCAAUAGACCCACUCCAGCAUGUUGUUGCCUUUAACCCCACCUAUGAACAGCUCUGGGCCCCCAUUGUUGGCCCAGCCCACCCAUACACCAAGGACGGCAUUGCCCAGGGCAUGCGCAACCACAAGCUCGGCUUUGUCGAGGAUGCCUCCAUUGAACCUUUCAUCUUCGAUGAGCAGUACUAUACUUUCCACAAGUAUGGCUAUGGCUAUGCCCCUGACCCCUCUGCCUCCGCUGGCAACAAUUAUGUCGGUGAUCUUGAUGCCUUGCAAAAGAAUGAUGCCAUCUCUGUCUACAACAUCCCACAGCACGAGCAGAAGAAGAGGAAGAUCGAAAAGAAGGAAACAGAGAAGGAGGAAGGUAAUGGCCACGAAGAAAACCUCAAUACGGUUGAGCUUCAGAAUCCAGCCAGUGACACUUGGUUGAUGAAGAAUAGGAAGAGUCCGUGGGCAGGCAAGAAGGAAGGGUUACAAAUAGAAUUGACGGAAGAGCAGAAGAAGUAUGCAGAGGAGUAUGCUAAGAAGAAGGGUGAGGAGAGAGAGAGAGGUGGUGAAAAGGGAGAGAUUCUUCCAGAUAAGAGUACAUUCCAUGGUAAAGAAGAGAGAGAUUAUCAAGGUCGGUCUUGGAUUGCGCCUCCCAAGGAUGCCAAGGCCAACAACAAUCAUUGUUAUGUACCAAAGAGAUUGGUGCACACUUGGAGUGGCCACAUGAAGGGCGUGUCUGCAAUAAGGUUCUUCCCGAAACAGGGGCAUUUGAUAUUGUCAGCAGGGAUGGAUACAAAGGUGAAAAUUUGGGAUGUGUUCAAUUCGGGCAAGUGUAUGAGGACUUACAUGGGUCACUCCAAGGCAGUCAGGGAUAUUUGGUUUUGCAAUGACGGGACAAAGUUUUUGACUGCUGGGUAUGAUAAGAAUAUCAAGUACUGGGACACAGAGACAGGGCAAGUGAUAUCAACUUUUAGCACCGGGAAGAUUCCAUAUGUGGUUAGGCUUAAUCCGGACGAUGAUAAGCAGAACAUUUUGUUGGCGGGGAUGAGUGAUAAGAAGAUUGUUCAGUGGGAUAUGAAUACUGGACAGGUUACGCAAGAGUAUGAUCAACAUUUGGGGGCCGUGAAUACCAUUACGUUUGUUGAUAAUAACAGGAGGUUUGUGACUUCGAGCGAUGACAAGUCGCUUCGAGUAUGGGAAUUUGGGAUUCCUGUGGUUAUAAAGUAUAUUAGUGAGCCUGAUAUGCAUUCUAUGCCAUCCAUUUCACUUCAUCCCAGUACAAAUUAUCUUGCCGCACAGAGUUUGGACAAUCGGAUUCUUACGUAUAGCACGAGGGACAGGUUUCAGCUCAAUAAGGAGAAGAGAUUUUCCGGGCACAUUGUGGCAGGGUAUGCUUGCCAAGUCAAUUUCUCGCCAGAUGGCCGGUUUAUUAUGUCAGGAGAUGGUGAGGGUAAAUGCUGGUUUUGGGAUUGGGAGACACGCAAUGUUUCCAGAAAACUCGAGUGUCAUGAGGGAGUGUGCAUUGGGUGUGAGUGGCACCCAUUGGAACAAAGCAAGGUAGCAACUUGUGGCUGGGAUGGAUUGAUUAAGUACUGGGACUAGUUGCUUCUCUGCUCUAUGUUGCAAGGUGCGGAUAUCAUGUGAUGAACCUGUCUUUGGCCCACGGACUCCCACACAUUUAUUCUUCAGCGCCGCAGAAUCCCUAUCAACCUCCUUCUAGUCCCUGCUUCCCUUGUGGUACUUGUAGUUGUAGGUAUCACCCCGCUUUAGAAAAUAACCGACUUUGGUUAGGCACAUUGCAAAUUGAUUUUUUCCAAGGGUUGAUUUUGACCAUCUCUCGUGGGAAGUCUUGGUCAGCUGGCCUGUUGCAAGGUUUUUUUUUUUUUUUUUUUUUUUUUUUUUUUCUUGAUAAAUAGAUUUAGUCGGCUUCAUAUGUUACCAAUGAACUAGCAUUAUCAGUUAUAACCUGAGUGUUUACUUUUUAUUUUGGUUAA